Hirundo rustica (Barn swallow) is the source of this 8143-nucleotide messenger RNA. It is a transcript of the gene GAPVD1, whose product is annotated as GTPase activating protein and VPS9 domains 1. Gene Ontology annotation, biological process: vesicle-mediated transport; regulation of GTPase activity. The transcript has 27 exons. Lineage: Eukaryota; Metazoa; Chordata; Aves; Passeriformes; Hirundinidae. Gene Ontology annotation, molecular function: small GTPase binding; guanyl-nucleotide exchange factor activity. The coding region runs from base 214 to 4611 and encodes 1465 amino acids. The record is from RefSeq and is a predicted model, not a curated record. Gene Ontology annotation, cellular component: endocytic vesicle; cytosol.
GCAGCGGGAGCCGCCGGGGCGCUGGCCGGGUAGGGACGCGCUCGUAUCCCGCGACAGCGCUCGGCUUCCUCCCCCCGAGGAGGAGGAGGGAGCGGUGGGAGGAGGAGGAGGAAGGCUCGGGGCCUGACAAAACCCUUUGGUUUUUCCAGGGAAGCGAGAGGGAAGGCGGGCAGCCGAGGAGAGACGGAGCCGAGGAGGGGGGGCGGUGGCACCAUGGUGAAGCUGGACAUCCACACGCUGGCCCAUCACCUGAAGCAGGAGCGGCUGUACGUGACCUCGGAGAAGCAGCUGAUCCAGCGCCUCAACGCCGACGUGCUGAAGACGGCGGAGCGGCUGUACCGCACGGCCUGGAUCUCCAAGCAGCAGCGCAUCAACCUCGACAGGCUCAUCAUCACCAGUGCUGAAGCCUCUCCUGCGGAAUGUUGCCAGCACGCAAAAGUCUUGGAGGACACACAGUUUGUGGAUGGAUACAAGCAGCUGGGAUUCCAGGAGACGGCUUACGGAGAAUUCCUGAACAGACUGCGAGAGAACCCCAGGCUCAUUGCAUCCUGCUUGGUUGCCGGGGAGAAGCUCAACCAGGACAACACCCAGAGCGUCAUUCACACGGUCUUUACCUCCAUUUAUGGCAACUGCAUCAUGCAGGAGGAUGAGAGUUACCUCCUGCAGGUGCUGCGCUACCUGAUUGAGUUUGAACUGAAGGAAAGCGACAACCCCAGGCGGCUGCUGAGACGAGGCACCUGUGCCUUCAGCAUCUUGUUCAAGCUCUUCUCCGAAGGACUCUUUUCUGCAAAACUUUUUCUUACUGCCACCUUACACGAGCCGAUCAUGCAGCUUCUGGUUGAGGAUGAAGACCACCUGGAGACCGAUGCAAACAAAUUAAUUGAGAGAUUCUCCCCUGUACAGCAGGAAAAGUUGUUUGGAGAGAAAGGCACAGAAAAGUUCAAGCAGAGAGUCCAAGAGAUGGUUGACUCCAAUGAGGCCAAGCUGGUGACCUUGGUCAACAAAUUCAUUGGCUAUCUCAAACAAAACACGUACUGUUUUCCUCACAGCCUGAGGUGGAUCGUGUCGCAGAUGUACAAAACGCUGUCGUGCGUGGACAGGCUGGAGGUUGGCGAGGUCAGAGCCAUGUGCACGGAUCUCCUCCUGGCCUGCUUCAUCUGCCCUGCCAUCGUCAACCCGGAGCAGUACGGCAUCAUUUCUGAUGCUCCUAUAAAUGAGGUGGCAAGAUUUAAUCUGAUGCAGGUUGGGAGACUUCUACAGCAGCUGGCAAUGACAGGUUCUGAGGAGGGAGAUCCACAUACGAAGAGCAACCUUGCUAAAUUUGACAAAAGCUGCGUUGCUGCUUUCCUGGACGUGGUGAUCGACGGGCGCGCGGUCGAGACUCCGCCGCUGUCGGCCGUGAACCUGCUGGAGGGGCUGAGCCGCACCGUGGUGUACGUGACCUACAGCCAGCUCACUGCCCUGGUUGGCUUCAUGCGGAACGUGAUGUCAAGCGAUCAGCUUAAGGAAGACCGGAUGGCUUUGGAAAACCUGCUGGCAAAUUUACCCCAGAACAAACCGGGGAAAAGCAGCAGCCUUGAAAUGACUCCGUAUAAUACCCCCCAGCUUUCUCCUGCAACUACUCCAGCUAACAAAAAAAACCGACUGCCCAUAGGACAGCAGUUGGCAGCGAUUACUGCCUGGGAUACCUCUGCUACCAAUCUGUCAGCUCACAUAACUCUAGUAACCCCUUUUGCCACUCGAAGCAGAAGUAGAUCAAACAUGGACCAGCACGGAGAUCAUGAAGGAUCCUCCCAGGACACUAUUCCAGAAGUUCAGCCAGAAGAAGUGCUGGUGAUUUCUUUGGGGACAGGUCCACAGAUUACUCCAGGAAUGAUGUCAGAAAAUGAGGUGUUAAAUAUGCAGCUUGCAGAUGGCGGGCAAGGAGAUGUCCCCAUCGACGAGAACAAAAUCCAUGGCCCUUCCAAUCGCUCCAACUCCGUGUCGUCUCUGGAUCUGGAGGGGGAGUCGGUGUCGGAGCUGGGCGCGGGCCCCUCCGGCAGCAACGGCGUCGAGGCUCUGCAGCUGCUGGAGCACGAGCAAGCCACAACUCAGGAUAACCUGGAUGACAAGCUCCGUAAGUUUGAAAUCCGUGACAUGAUGGGUUUGACUGAUGACAGAGAUAUUUCAGAAACUGUGAGUGAAACCUGGAGCACAGAUGUUUUGGGAAGUGACUUCGACCCCAACAUCGACGAGGACCGGCUGCAGGAAAUUGCAGGUGCAGCUGCAGAGAACAUGCUAGGCAGCUUGCUGUGUUUGCCAGGUUCAGGAUCCGUGUUGCUUGAUCCCUGCACAGGUUCAACCAUAUCAGAAACCACAAGUGAGGCGUGGAGUGUGGAAGUAUUACCAAGUGAUUCAGAGGCUCCAGAUUUAAAACAGGAGGAAAGACUGCAGGAGCUGGAGAGCUGCUCUGGGCUGGGCAGCACGUCUGAUGACACUGAUGUGAGGGAGGUCAGCUCUCGGCCCAGCACCCCCGGCCUGAGCGUUGUGUCAGGUAUUAGUGCAACAUCUGAAGAUAUUCCCAACAAGAUUGAGGAUCUCAGGUCUGAAUGUAGCUCUGACUUUGGGGGAAAAGAUUCUGUAACAAGUCCUGACAUGGAUGAAACAGCCCAUGGAGCCAGUCAGUUGACAUCUCCUCCUUCUCAGACAGAUUCUUUGCUUGCAUUGUUUGACCCUCUGUCCUCAAAUGAGGGUGUGUCAGCUGUAGUAAGGCCUAAAGUGCAUUAUGCAAGACCCUCUCACCCACCUCCAGAUCCCCCCAUCCUGGAGGGAGCCGUGGGAGGGAACGAGGCCCGAUUGCCGAGCUUUGGGUCUCACGCUUUGAUUCCAACGGACCUGGAAGCCUUCAAGCAGAGGCAUUCCUACCCGGAGAGGCUGGUCCGCAGCAGGAGCUCGGACAUCGUGUCCGCAGUCCGGAGGCCUAUGAGUGAUCCUGGCUGGAACAGACGUGCUGGGAACGAGGAGAGGGAGCUGCCCGUGGCCUCCAGCAGCACCGGGGCAGCCGUGCUGGCCGCCGCCUCUCAGUCGUCAUCGUCAUCUCCCAGCAAGGACUCCUCCAGGGGAGAGAUUGAGGAACGGAAAGACAGUGAUGAUGAGAAGUCUGACAGGAACAAGCCCUGGUGGAAGAAACGUUUUGUGUCUGCCAUGCCCAAAGCUCCUAUUCCAUUCAGGAAGAAAGAAAAACAAGAAAAAGACAAAGAUGACAUGGUACCUGACAGAUAUGCAACGCUUCAAGAUGAUCCCAGCCCAAGGCUCAGUGCACAGGCACAAGCUGCUGAGGACAUUCUGGACAAAUACAGGAAUGCAAUCAAGAGAACAAGUCCCAGUGAAGGAGCCAUAGUGAACUACGACAGUGCAGAGGCCAUUGGGGAUGGUGAGAGCAUGCACGACUCCCCACGGGACGAGGCUUUGCAGAACAUGUCUGCAGAUGACCUCCCAGACUCUGCAAGUCAAGUAGCUCAGCCACAAGGUUCUGCUUUCUCCUACAGGGAUGCAAAGAAGAAAUUGAGAUUGGCUCUUUGUUCAGCAGAUUCUGUUGCCCUCCCGAUGCUGACACAUUCAACAAGGAAUGGUCUCCCCGACCACACAGACCCCGAAGAUAAUGAAAUUGUGUGCUUCUUGAAAGUUCAGCUGGCUGAAGCCAUCAACCUGCAGGACAAGAACCUGAUGGCACAGCUGCAGGAGACGAUGCGCUGCGUGAGCCGCUUCGACAACCGCACCUGCCGCAAGCUGCUGGCCUCCAUUGCAGAGGACUACAGGAAAAGAGCUCCAUACAUCGCUUAUUUAACUCGCUGUCGCCAAGGCCUGCAGACGACACAGGCGCACCUGGAGAGGCUCUUACAGAGAGUCCUGCGAGAUAAAGAAGUGGCCAACAGAUACUUCACCACAGUCUGUGUGAGGUUACUGCUGGAGAGCAAGGAAAAGAAAAUAAGGGAGUUCAUUCAAGAUUUCCAGAAACUCACGGCAGCAGAUGACAAAACAGCCCAAGUAGAGGAUUUUCUCCAGUUCCUGUACGGGGCUAUGGCUCAGGAUGCCAUAUGGCAGAAUGCCAGCGAGGAGCAGCUCCAGGAUGCACAAUUAGCCAUCGAGCGCAGUGUGAUGAAUCGCAUUUUCAAACUCGCCUUCUACCCUAAUCAGGAUGGAGACAUUUUGCGUGACCAGGUCCUUCAUGAGCACAUACAGAGGUUAUCCAAAGUAGUGACGGCAAACCACAAGGCACUUCAGAUCCCUGAGGUGUAUCUCCGGGAGGCGCCGUGGCCGUCGGCGCAGUCCGAGAUCCGCACCAUAAGCGCGUACAAGACCCCCCGGGACAAGGUGCAGUGUAUCCUGAGGAUGUGCUCCACCAUCAUGAACCUGCUCAGUCUGGCCAACGAGGACUCCGUACCUGGGGCAGACGAUUUCGUUCCUGUCCUGGUCUUUGUCCUCAUAAAGGCAAACCCCCCUUGCCUGCUGUCCACUGUGCAGUACAUCAGCAGUUUCUACGCCAACUGUUUGUCUGGAGAGGAGUCGUACUGGUGGAUGCAGUUCACGGCAGCCGUGGAGUUCAUCAAAACGAUCGAUGAUCGCAAGUAGCUGGCACGGCACAGGCAGACUGUGAGCAGGAGAGGAGUUCCUAAGAAUGUACAACAGCUGCAAGAGCUGAAGAAAAGACUUUCCUUGUAAAAUACUGUACAGAAUUGAGGCAUUUUAAACCUUUACUAAUCUAAUUAAUUUAACAGAUUUUCCUCUUCUCUUUGGGUUGCGUUUUUCUCCCCUCUAGAGACUGGCACUGCAAAAGGGACCACAGUUUUCAGGUAUUUUGGAAUCUCCAAACAUGCAGAAAAUUUCUUCAUGCUUUCUCCACCACCCCUCUUCCUGAAUUCUUAUUCACGUGAAUAAUUCACUUCAUUUAAUUUCUAACAGAAAACUGAAACAAGAGGAAUCAGGGCAGCCACGUAGUAAACUUUCUAGUUGAAUACACCUUUUAUUAAGAAAACACCAGCCAACACAGAAAGUUUGUAGUAGCUGACAUCAGUUAUUGGUUAUAUUUCACCUAAAUUUAAAAUCUGAGAGGACAGUGUAAAUAUUAUAUAACUAUAUUUAAUGCAUUGCAAGUAUCUUUGGACUUACUAUCCUUUGAAUAAACAAGCAAAGGCCUCUCUGACCUCUAACGGGUUAUGACGUGCCAUGUUUCGGUGACGAAAGGACUUCCUCAAAAGGCUAAGAUUUAAAAAGGGCAAACUGAACUAUUUAUUAAGCUGUAAUUAAGAUUACUGAAAUUUCUAAAACUGGAAUUUAUAAUAGGGCUUAUUAGCUAGCUGAACACUUCUUGGCUAGGGCAUUAGGGUGUUACAGAGGUUUGGAUAUAUAGAGGAGAGGAACUGUAAGUUACAAUAGAGAAGUCUAAUAUAAAAAGGAGAAAUAAAAUACCUUACUGUAAUAUUUUUUUCUGAGCUAUUGUGUAUACUGUACAAACCCCAAACAGAGAUCCUUAACAGAACCUUGGGCUGUAAUAUAUAUUUUGAUUAGUGACAUUAAAUACAUAUGCCAGGGGGUUCAGUGAAUGUUUUUACUAAAUGUUCUUCGUGUUGUCUGCUAUGCAGCAGUGCAAGUUUUACUGUUCAUAAAAAAAUAUUUUAAAAUAAUAUAACACUGUUCUUUAUGAAACAUAUCAUGACAUCAGUUCAGGGUGUUUUAUAGAUUUCUCACCCCGCCUCCCCCUUAAACUGACAGUUACCGAUUUAAAGAGGUUUUUAUGCACAACACCACUUGUUUUUCAUGAGUGAAGUGGUCUGGGGCAUGGCCAGUGGGUGUUGGCUGUUUGUAAGCCCUUGCUGCUCUUUUUCAGCUUCAAUACAGUGAAAAAGGACAGCGAGCAUUGAACUUUUUCAUGUCAGUAUUAUUUCUUGCUCUUUCCAGAGUGUUCAUUGCACUUCUGACAUAGGGAUGUGGUAAGACUUGGUGUCUGGGAGUGGUAAAGGAAACAAAAUCUUUCUCACAUUCUUUUCAAAACACGAUUGGUUCAUUUGGUGUGUGUGUGCAUUUUGAUGACUAAAACCUGUAAACAACUAGUACCUGGGAAAAUCACAUGGUUAAUUGGAAUUAGAGCAAUUUAUGUAAAGUAGUGAGUGCUUGAUUUGGCUGUGCUACUUGUCGAGGCAUAAUCAGGAAACUUACUUUUUAGGGCUCUCAGAUAUAACUCAGUCUAGCAGUUUUGCCUAACUAUUCACAGGUGAGAAUGUGAGGUGGUAAACUUUUCUUUAUAGUCUUUCUCCUCUAUUAGAGACUCGAUUGUGUGGAGGAGCAAUACUCAGUCAAAACAAUUCUUCUGAUCUGCCUUACUUGGUGUCUCAGUCUGCGUAGCAUUGCAAUAUUCUGGUUAUUUAGCCUUGAUGGGUUUUUGGUGCUGAACAUGUAACUCCAUAUUGCAAGCACAGCCCUGCAGCAAAGCACAAACCUGCCCGUGUAGAUAUGGCCAGAUCAUAUCAAAAAGCAAUAUAAAUUCAUUUCUAUUGAAGUGUCCUGUAAUAUGUAAUUAUUACUUGAAUAUCCAAGAUGUUAAGAGUGAUGUGUGAAAGUUCUGCAGUUUGGGUGUUGUUUGAGGAGAGUGUUUGUAGGAUCCCUGAAGAAGGCACGGGGCCCAGGAGGUGGUGAUCGCCCUCAGUGCUGGCCUGGCUCGCAGGGUUUGGUCAGCACCAUCGGGGCUUUCAGGUUCACUCUCCUUUAUGGAAGGGGCAAGAACCAUUUCCUUCACAGCUUUUAUCACUUGGUUUCUCUGCAUAGAAAAAUACUUAAAAGAACUGGAGUCUUUUUUUAAAUGUUACUUAGUUAUUUUAAAACCAGUAGGUGUUUCAGUGAGCCCCGGGUGAGCUGAGAGUUUUUGUAGCAAGAUGGUCUUUUGCGUCUUUUUUUCCAGCCUACUCUGAGGGUCCUUUAUAUAGUCUUGAUAGGUGUAGCUAGAGAAUUAGGCUUUCCAAAGAAUUAAAAACCUGUCUGUAAUGUCCUUUUACUGUUUUCCCCGGUGUCCCGUAAUGUUUUGUUUUAAAAUGCUAAAUUCUGAGUCUAGGACGUGAUGUUGUUAGGUUUGAUGUGCAAUAGCGAAGGUGAAAAGACACUGCGUAAAGGACCAAAAGUACCAGAACUGCUGCCAAAAGGUGCCAGCCACGGGCCUGCUGCUGUAAUCUCGGUGCUUGCUGUGAACUGAACUACUUCAGCCACUGGAGGAGGGUUGGAACGUUUUGGGCAAAGUGGAGCAGGGGAAGGAAAGGACCUUGGUAGCAGGUCACAGUCGUGGGCUCCAGGCUUGGUCGUUGUCUCAGCGCCAAUUGUUGGCACGUUCUGAGGAAGUGCCACAUAAAACAAUGGCACGUCUGUGCUGGGAAUGUUACAGAGGUGCUGGUUUCCUUUUUGGGUAGAGGAGGGAAAGGAAAGGGCUGGGUUUUUCAUCUCUAGGAGAUUCCUUUGUGCUCCUAAGUGAGAUGUCUCUUUAAACCUUUUUAAAAUCCUCUUUAAAGAGAAUCAGAAUGUGUCUGGCCUAUCAAGGAUUUGAGUUUAAAAGUUUUUGUUUUGAAGACCUUUUACUACCAAAUGCUGAAUGUAACUGCCAUAAACUUCAGGAAAAAAAGCCACGAACAUGAUGCUGUUUCCUGUGGGUGAGUCUGGUGAGCACAGUGUUGGUUUGUAUUGCUUGAAGAUGUUUUUGUUCUGUUAAGCCAAAUUCUCACAGAACUGGAGAGCUCACUGCCGUGGGGAGGGGUUGGAGAGGGGGCAGAGCUGCUGGCAGCAGAGCUGUGUGUUGGCACGAGUGAGUCAGUGUGCCUGGAGAGCUGGAGCAGCAGGAGGGCAGUGGGGACGGAGGGGGAAGGAUGCUCACGCCUGGGGACGUGGUUGAGCCUGUACUACUUGAGAAUUAACCUCUGCUGAGUUAGUAGUGUGUGUUCUGUACCUUUUAAUUGUGCUUUACCUCUAUUGAAAAGCUUUGUACUGCCUCUCCUCUUUGGUAAAGCCUUUAUAAAUCUAAAUUAACGAGCUUGCACAAUCUUGUAUACAGGAACCCCAUCUUGUCUCCUAACGUGAUUAUUAAUGUAUUAUUCUGUAAAAACUGAUUAAAAGGAGAGCAGUUUAA